Manihot esculenta (cassava) is the source of this 2313-nucleotide messenger RNA. RefSeq lists its product as uncharacterized. The transcript has 10 exons. The record is from RefSeq and is a predicted model, not a curated record. NCBI's taxonomy places the organism in Eukaryota, Viridiplantae, Streptophyta, Magnoliopsida, Malpighiales, Euphorbiaceae. Bases 325 to 2094 code for a protein of 589 amino acids.
AGCCCACUUCGCAAUUCCCUUUUAAUUUCUCUGUGUAAUGUCUCAGUCUCUCACCCACAUUUUCAUCAGACAGUAACCAUAGACUUAACCAACUUCUAUCACCAUGAAAGCUCCUUCUCAUCCCCUCUCUAAACCCAAAACAACUUCUUUUUUCUUUUCAAUUUUCAACAACCAGCUGACACUUCUCUUCCUUUAGUUCUAAGCCAAUUGGGUAUCUUUUUUAUCUCAUGAUCACCUGCAUUUGUUGCGCAUUCCUUGUUGUUUUAAUGCCUCCUUGAGUUGUAAAGGAAGGUUGAAGCUACAGUAUAUUGAAGCAUAUUCUUCAUGGCUAGUAAGAGUGAUUCACCUGCAAAUUUCAAUGUCCCAGUGGAUGUUAGAAGAAAGAAGAUCAGCGGGCAGCAAAUGAGAGAGGCACUUGAAAGAGAGGUUUCUGCCCUUCAACAAAUGCUGAAACAAGAAGAGAAGGUGCAUGAGAUUUUGGAGCAUUUACACAACAAGGGUGAUCAUGGCUCUGGGAUUUCUAUCCCAAACUUCCUUCCUCCCAAGGCAAAGGAGCUCUUAGCAGAAUUAGCUAUGGUGGAAAGUGAGAUAAUUCGACUGGAAUCCCAAAUAAGCCAACUUCAAAAAGGAUUGAAACGUGAACAGGAAAUUGCAAAAGAGACAAAACCAAAGCAAUGGCAACCUGGAAGCAGUGUAAACAAUCUUCAAAACCAUUUAUGGAGUAGCACCAUGCCAAGCCCUUUAAAUAGAAGCAUUAUUCAAGAGAAGAUGGCAUUUGAGACGAAGGCAUUACAUUUUAUAAGUAAAGCAAUUAAAGGUGAUUAUAAUCUUAAUGAUUUCACUGUCAGUGACAAAAUGGGAAGUUCCAGAUUAUUUCCUGACCUGAAAGAAUAUCAAUUCAAUGAGGAGGUUAAAUUUCAAGAAAGGCUUCCAAGAAAAAGUGGGAUGCUCAAGUCUCCUUCACCUUUGAGAGAUCCUAGGCAUCCAUCACCCAAGCCACGAGAGAAGAAUGUGGAAUUCUCCUCGGAGCACUUACCAAAAUCACUGUCCAAUGCAAUUCUAUCAGAAGAGAAUAAUAUCCAGCAAUGCCAGCCCAACAAGCUAUCUGAGAACAUCAUCAAGUGUUUGAACUUCAUAUAUUCUAGGUUACUAAGAGCAUCAAGAGCAAUGGAACUGGAGAAAUCAGGUCCCAUUUCAAGGUCUCUGCAAUCUUCUUUAAUAUCAAGAAGUUUCAGAACUGAUACAAGUUCAAACACCAAGUCAAACCUUGUUUUACAAAAGGAAUCAAGACAACAGGACCCAUAUGGCAUCUUUGAUAUGGAAGAGUCUAUUCCAAGAGAUGUUGGCCCUUACAAGAACUUGGUCAUUUUUACAUCUAGCUCUAUGGACCCAAAAUUCAUUUCAAGUUCUAGUUCUAUUCCUCUGCUGAGAAGAUUAAGGGUCUUAAUGAACAAUCUGCAGACUGUGGACUUGAGAUUCUCGACUUACCAACAGAAACUAGCCUUCUGGAUCAACAUGUACAAUGCUUGUAUCAUGCAUGGAUUUCUCCAGUAUGGAGUGCCUUCAUCUCCAGAAAAAUUGUUCACAUUGAUGAACAAGGCAACACUAGACAUUGGUGGGAACACAAUCAAUGCUCAGGCAAUAGAGCAGUAUAUUUUGAGGAAGCCAACAUCUUCCAACAAGGAUGAUAAAGAAGCACUUGUUCGUAAACUUUAUGGACUCAAAUCGACAGAUCCCAAUGUCACAUUUGCUCUUUGCUGUGGAACACGUUCUUCUCCAGCUGUGAGAGUAUAUACAGCUGAUGGUGUUAUAGGUGAACUGGAGAAAUCAAAGCUAGAGUACUUACAAGCCUCAAUUGUGGUGACUAGCACAAAAAGGAUUGCAUUCCCAGAACUUCUGCUUAGAAACAUGCUUGAUUUUGCCUUAGACACAAAUUCAUUGGUGGAAUGGGUUUGUCAACAGUUGCCUACAUCUGGGACUUUGAGGAAAUCAAUUGUGGACUGCUUCAGAAGCCAUAACAGUGGGAAAAUAACCAGCAUUUCUGUUGAGAAGAUACCAUAUGACUUUGAGUUCCAGUAUCUGUUGGCAAUAUAGACUUUUGAUUUAUAAAUUUCCAUUUUUUUUUCAAUUCCUUUAUCUUUUGUGGAAAGAGAAUAAUGAGAAGAGUCACAUUGCUUCAACUAAUAAACUUUCUCAAACACACUGACUUUGCUGAUGUUCUAUUGGAGGCUUCGUAUAUGUAUCAUCUGCAGUGUACAUAAUGAGUGUUUACAAAGAAAUAAGAGUUGGUAUUGGAGUGUAAUUUUUAUUCAA